UUUCGAGGAGCGGGUCGCUUCCGGGAGCGGCCGCAGCGCCCGGCUCCUUCCUCUCUAUCCGCCCGUCUCCGUGGUCGCCAUGGCCCCUCCCCUCUUCGGCUAGCCGCGUGCUCUUUGCACUCUUCCCGAAGCCCACUCUGGGGCCGCGGGGCUCCGGCGGAGGGCGGAAUCCGGCUUAUGGCGGUCCCGGGGCCGGCGGCCGGGGCUGGCGCCAGGCCCAAAUUAGAUCUGCAAUUUCUCCAGCGGUUCCUGCAGAUACAGAAGGUUUUGUUUCCCUCUUGGUCAUCCCAGAAUGCUUUGAUGUUCCUGACCCUUUUGUGUGUGGCCCUGCUGGAACAACUGGUGAUCUACCAGGUUGGCUUGAUCCCAAGCCAGUACUAUGGGGUCCUGGGAAACAAAGACUUGGAUGGGUUCAAGACCCUGACAUUCCUGGCUGUCGUGCUCAUCAUUCUCAACUCCAUGCUGAAGAGCUUUGACCAGUUCACCUGCAACCUGCUGUAUGUGAGCUGGAGAAAGGACCUCACCGAGCACCUUCACCGCUUCUACUUCCAGGGCCGUGUGUACUACACCCUCAACGUGCUGCGGGAUGACGUCGAUAACCCGGACCAGCGCAUCAGCCAGGACGUGGAACGGUUCUGCCGGCAGCUCAGCAGCAUGGCUAGCAAACUGAUCAUCUCGCCCUUCACCCUCCUCUACUACACCUACCAGUGCUUCCAAAGCACAGGCUGGCUUGGGCCUAUGAGCAUCUUCGGGUAUUUCAUUCUGGGAACCGUGGUGAACAAAAUGUUGAUGGGGCCCAUCGUGGCAAAGCUGGUGCAGCAGGAGAAGCUGGAGGGGGAUUUCAGGUUCAAGCACAUGCAGAUCCGGGUCAAUGCUGAGCCUGCUGCUUUCUUCAGAGCUGGGCACGUGGAGCACAUGAGGACAGACCGCAGGCUGCAAAGACUCCUUCAGACCCAGAGGGAGCUGAUGUCCAAGGAGCUGUGGCUGUACAUCGGCAUCAACACAUUUGACUAUCUGGGCAGCAUCCUGAGUUACAUUGUGAUCGCAAUCCCUAUUUUCGGUGGUGUCUAUGGAGACCUGAGCCCCACAGAGCUCAGCACCGUGGUCAGCAAGAAUGCCUUUGUGUGCAUUUACCUCAUCAGCUGCUUCACCCGGCUCAUCGACCUCUCCAGCACCCUCUCAGACGUGGCUGGUUACACGCACAGGAUCGGGGAACUUGAGGAGACCCUUCUGGACAUGUCCCCGAAGUCGCACGGUGGUGAGAUCCUGGAUGAGAGCGAGUGGGACAUGGACAGGGCCCCAGACUGGCCAGCCGCAGAACCAACGGACACAGCUUUUCUCCUCGAGCGGGUCUCCAUCUGUGCCCCCUUCUCUAACAAACCCUUAAUCAAGGAUCUGAGCCUGAAGAUCUCUGAAGGUCAGAGUCUGCUCAUCACGGGCAACACGGGCACCGGCAAGACCUCCUUGCUCCGAGUUCUAGGCAGCCUCUGGGCAAGCACACGGGGCUCAGUGCAGAUGCUGACGGACUUUGGACCCCAUGGGGUGCUGUUCUUGCCACAAAAGCCAUUCUUCACUGAUGGGACCCUUCGGGAGCAGGUGAUAUAUCCCCUAAAGGAGAUCUACCCCGACUCAGGCUCUACCGACGAUGAGAGGAUCGUGAGGUUCUUGGAGUUGGCAGGCCUGUCCAGUUUGGUGGCGAGGACAGAGGGUCUGGACCAGCAGGUCGAUUGGAACUGGUACGACGUUCUGUCCCCAGGAGAGAUGCAGAGGCUCUCCUUUGCCCGGCUCUUCUACCUGCAGCCAAAGUACGCAGUGCUUGAUGAAGCCACCAGCGCCCUGACUGAGGAGGUGGAGAGUGAGCUCUACCGCAUUGGCCAGCAGCUGGGCAUGACGUUCAUCAGUGUGGGACAUCGGCGCAGCCUUGAGAAGUUUCACUCCUUGGUUCUGAAACUCUGUGGAGAAGGAAGAUGGGAACUGACCAGAAUCAAAGUGGAAUGAAGCCAAGGGUGUGGCUGGCCACUGGACGAAGUGCCAAGCUCAGGGCAGAUCGGCAUCCCCCUGGAGAGACCAGGAGGCCUGCAGGGCAAGGGAGACCCCUGGCCCGCCUCACAGGUCCUGUGCAGGGAGCGCUGGCAGUGAGGGUGUGGCUCCCAAUGGGGCACCCAGUGCUGCCAGGCCCCCCAGCUGCCUCAGCCAGAGCUCCCUGCACUCCCAAGUGCUGAUUGCUUACAAAUGACCUCAGAUUGUGUUUUCUAAAGAAAAACCUGAAAGUAUGAGAUCUAUGAGAAAUGUAGGAUCAAUGUGGAGAGAAUAUUGGGCUUCAAGUCCAGAGAUCCGGAAAUCUUCUAAAUCCAUUAAAUUCUGUGGCAAUAGAUUUUUAACUUUAAUCAACCACUUGAAUUUUGUAACUUUUUUAAAAAGAAAAGAUAAACAUUUCUUAAAAAUUGGAGCUUUCUCCCUUCUCUUUCCUCUUCAUUGUAAGAUGACCUUUAAAUUGAAUCCACAGACUUGUAUUUGGGAGCUGGGUGGGAAGGAAGUAGCACUCUCCACAGUACUGGAACCUUCUGUGCCUGGUUUUUCACUUCACCCUGUGUCUCCACUUUCCCUUUGCUGGUUGUACCUAUAACCUCUAGGGCCCUUCUGUUCUUGUCUUAACCCAAGUACAACUAAAUCUCUUUCCCCUCAGUCAGCUAAAAUAAGGCGGAGAUUUUUCAAAAAUAGUCUUUGGUAGGAAACAGCAACAGCCAGGGAGAACAGACAAAACCCAGAGAGCGCAAACUUUUGAUAAGGAAAAUGAGCCCAAAGUCCUUAUUCUAGAACAAUGUUCCCCAAUGUUGAGUUGUCAGGGCAGCACAUUCAUAAUUUUUGUCAGAUCUCUCUAUUUCUUGUAGUGUUCAUCACUUAAUUUUUUUUAAUGUUUAUUUAUUUAUUUUGAGAGGCGGAGAGAGAGAGAGAAUCCCAGGCAGGCUCUGCUAACAGCGCAGAGAGCUCCAUCUCACAAACUGAGAUCAUGACCUUGAGCUGAAACCAAGAGCCGGAUGCUUAACUGACUGAGCCACCCAGGCACUGCAGACGCUUAAUAUUUUCUGAAAUAAGUCACUUUUUGUUUGUUUUUGUUCUUUGGGUUUUUUGUUUGUUUGUUUGUUUGUUUGUUUUUGUGUGUGUGAGUUUAUUCAUUUAUUUUGAGAGAGAGAGAAUCCCAAGCAGGCUCUAUACCAGCAGUGUGGAGACCCACACGGGGCUCAGGCUUACAAACCAUGAGAUCAUGACCUGAGCAGAAACCAAGAGUUGGACACUUAACCUACUGAGCCAACCAGGCACCCCAGAAUUAACUCCCUUUUUAAACCUAAUUGCAUUUUUUAAAGUUUACAUUUGGGGGCACCUGGGUGGCUCAGUCGGUUAAGCAUCCGACUUCGGCUCAGGUCAUGAUCUCAUGGUCUGUGAGUUCGAACUCUGAGUCAGGCUCCUGGAUGACAGUGCAGAGCCUGCUUGGAAUUCUCUCUCUCUUCGUCCCUCUCUUGCCCCUCCCCUGCUCACACUCCCUUUCAAAAUAAAUGAAAAGAACCUUAAAAAGGUAACUAAAAAUGAAUGUAAACAAUGUUGCGAGAUUGCAGUUUGAUACUGUGCCUGCAAAGACUCUGAAGCUUGCUCUCUUUGUACAAAGGGAGGUUGGGAGAUUGUUGCAAGGGAGUUAGACGUACUGGCAUCCAAGUGAGAAUUUUCGCCUUAAUAAAGUUAAAAACCUGGAAUGGGAACUGCAAGGGGAAUGACUUUCUCACUGUAAGACUUGAGGUUAUUUACUGCCUUGUUGCUUAUCACGGAAGGUGAUCCCAGAUGUGGGGCAGGAAAUGGUAGAAAUGGAAAUUGGGAAAGCGCUGCCUGGGUAGCCGAAGUCUCCCCAACCCAGCCUGGCUAGAGCUUUUUCUUAGCUCCAGCUCCACCCUUUGCACCCAGGUGCCGGGCCGAGAGAGCGCAGGUGGCUACCUGGCAAGGUCUGAUGGAAGUUCUGGUCCCCGGUGAAGCCUUCUUAGGGACCUGUAGGAUACCAGCACUGCCAAGGCCGGUAGCAGGCCUUCGGCCAGUGUCAGACUCUCUCGGGGGCUCAGAGGGACCAUCAAGGUGGGCAUCUGCUUCGGAAGCCUUCCCAUACUUGAAUCUCCUAACUAUAUCCUGCCAAGUGGUCUUCUGGCCUCUGUUCAAACACACUUAGCAUUGGGGACCACCCAUCCUUAGGCCCCUCUAAUUGAACAAAGCUCUUCCUUAGGUUGAGGGGAAGACUGUCUCCCUAAGGAUUAAGGAUUGCCCUGACUCUCACCCCUUGGGCAUGUGUCUGUUAAGCUGUAGGGGCCAGGAAUAGAAAGACCCUCUCGAUAUAAUUUCUGUACUUUUUCAAUGUAGCUGAAACUUCCCCCAGCCUGUUUGGUGACCUUUCCUUACUGACUUGCUUCCUUCCUUACUGGGUCCUUCAGCUCCCAAGCCUUCGUACAGGUGUUGCUCUAGCAGAUUACUCGAGAGACCAAUUUGGUGCCUGACUCAGGGUCUUGGCAUUUGCUGUUUCCUACUCCUCAGACAUGUUCUCAGUGCUGUUUGUGUUUUUAAAGCCCAGUGUUCUCCCUUGCAGAAACUCUGCCAGGAGAAAGCUGUUCUUAGGGGCAGACUCCACCUUUACCCAUCAUUCCUCUCUGAUGGAGGGUACUGAGUUUUGGGUGAAUCGUUACACGCCAGCACGAUGAAGUCAGCUUAUAUGUCCUUAGUGCAGAACAAAGACAAAAUGUUUUAAAUGUUUUCAAAUCAGCCAGGCAAAUAAUUUCCCCAACUUCAUUCUACCACUCAGGGAAUUCCACAGACCCAGUGGAUGAUACAUAGAAACAUGACUCUGUUACUCUCCUAGGGCUGUGGGCCAUGGCAGAAAAGCAAUCUUUUUGUCAUCCCUAUCAUGUGCCUGCCCACCCUAGCGAUACUUCGUAAUGUGAUCUACAGACUAAGUGCAAUCCCUGUUAAAAUCCCAAUGGCCUGUUUUUGCAGAAAUGGAAAAGCUGAUCCUAAAAUCCAUAUGGUAUUGCAAAUGAUCACGAACAGGCAAGACAAUCUUGAAAAAGAACAAAGUUGGAGUACUCAGGUUUCGAGAUUUCAAAAAUUACUUCAAAGCUACAGUAAUCGAAACAUCAUAGUACUAGGAUGGAGAGAGGUCAUUCACUGGGAUAGAAUUCAAAAUCCAGGAAUAAACCCUUACAUCUACGGUCAAGUGACUUUGGUCAAGAGUUGCAAGACUAUUCAAUGGGGAAGAGCAGUCUCUUCAACAGAUGGGGCUAGAAAACUAGAUAUCCACAUGCCAACGAAUGAAAGUGAACCCUUUUACACCAGAUGCAAAAGUUAAAAUGAAUGAAAAUUUUAGGAGUGAAGACUGAACAACUCAGAGGUGUGGGGAAAUCUUCAUGACCUUGCAUCUGACAAUGGUUUCUUAAACAUGCCCAAAGCACAGGCAACAAAAAAACACGGGACUUUUUAAAAAGUAAAGCUUUGGUGCAUCAGAGGACACCAUCAAGAGAGAGCAAAAUAGCUGAGUAGGCAGCUCCAAACAUCCAUCCCUCCAAAGAAACGAAAAACAAGCUGACACUGUCAGAACCAGAAAACAGUCCAAGGUCUACAGCAACCAAGCAAACACCGAAUCAUGAAAAAGAUAACCUAGAAGUGGUAGGCAAGUUUUGCAGUGUUUUUCCUCGCCCUUCCCUCAUCUCCCGGGUUUGAUGGCAGUUUUGAAGAGGGUAGCCUGUGUUCCCUGUGUGAGACCCUCGUCCUUGGUUCCAGAGAAAGCAGAGCAGACCUUAUUCCCAAAUUCUAACCUGUCUGGGGCUAGAAAGACUAGCACAAGGUGCUGGUCUCUGUUUUGCCUGACCCAGAACUCACUGGGCAGAAAAGUAGCAUUGCUCCAAAACUUUGUAAGGUGCACAAAGCCUGCAGCCAGCUGAAGUGAAAGGUUAUGGUUAAGACAUACAAUAGGUCACCUAAAGCCUGCAGAGAAUGCUGGGGAGAGAAAUUAGGGUGUUCAAAAACGACCUUGUGUAGGAGGGAAUUUAGAAAGCCACAUUCCUGGCCAGGACAGGAUGCGUGCUCAGAAAAGACUGGAAGAGACCCUGAGCUUUUGCCUCUGGCUGGUCUCUGGGCUCAGUCCAAGCAGGAAGUAAAGACUAAGGCAGAGUUAAAGGAGCUAAAUUGGCCCAGUGUUGAAGAGUGCCCCAGCACAGAGCUGGUCUGUAAAGACUGGGAGACAUGUAGGUUUUGUUUGGGCUCCUGGUAUUCAAGGAGAUCUCUGUCAAAUGCUAGCAGAACAGAGACUUCAAGUGACCACACAUGACAAGGAUGACAGUCUUUGCGAAACUAGCUUGAGAAGGUCCCCAAAAAGAUGGCUGCGGCCUUUUGUUAUCAAAAACAGCAAACUCUGGGGGAAAGGAACUGGUUUCCAGUUACCGUAUGAUAACAUUGAAAUACCCAAUUUCCAACAGAAACAGGUUCUCCAAAGAAACAGAUCUAUGGCCCAUUCAAAAUGGGGAGAAUGACAGAAACCACGCGUGAGGAAGCCCAGGUAUUGGUCUUCCUACACAAAGGCUUUAACCCAUCUGUCUUAAAUAUGCCCACAUGGCCAAAGGAAACCCUAGAGCUGGUUCCAGCUCUGGCUCUGAUGUCAGAGCCACUAGCUCUGGACCCAGCACUGACUCCAGCACUGGGUUUGGUGCCGCGGCACCUUCUAGCUCGAGCGGGCACCGGCUCCGGGUUUGUAAGUGGCGGUGGAGUCGGAGCUCCAGCCGGAUACGGUCCUGCGGCUGAUGCUAGGGCUGGUCCAGCAACUGGCUCCACCUCUGAAGCUGGCUCCAGCCCUACAGCGGGCCCCUGCUCUGGCUCUGGUUGGUAGAGCGGGAGCUGGUGCCAGCUCCGUCUAGUCAAUGGCUCGCCUACUGGAGCUGGCUCUAGGUCGAGACUGGUUGUGGCUGUGGUGCUGAAGCUUUACUCUAGCUCUGAAGCUGACACUCAGUGUGGCUGUCGCUUGAAAGUAGGUUCCGGAGCUGGUGCCGGUUUUAGCUAUAGCUCUAGAGCUGGUGUUGGAGUAGGGGGCAGAGCUGUUUUUAGCUCUGGAACCAGGCCUGGUGCCGGCAACGGAGCUGGCGUAGGGUCUAGCUUUGGAGCUGACACUAGUUUGGCAGAUGGCACUGGAUCUGGAUCCGACCAACUCUAGCGUUGGCACUGAGGCGGAAUGUAGCUCUGGAGCUGGUGGUAGAACUACCGCUGGAUCUGGCCUUGAAGCCAGGGCUAGCUCCGGAGCUGGCACUGGAGUUCGCUCUAGCCCUAGAGUUGGCUCUGACUGUGGCUCCACAGCGGGACGUGGGGCCGAAGCCUUCUCUCGCUCUGGAUCUGGCGUUACAGCCGGCACUGGAGCCGGUUCUGGAAAAUUCCUACACGGCACUCCAGGUCCAAGCCAGGCAGGUUGAGAUGCAGAAAGCCACCAGCUGCUUCUGUCAGGGAAAGUCUGGAGGCUGUACCCACCCAGCAGCCAGGCAGGACGGAGGAGGCUGGAGGGGUAGGAGGGCAGGCGGUGGAGGCUGAAGCCUGGCCUCUCCUUCCACGCUGCCUCCUAAAGCACCUGUGCAGGGGGCUUGGCCCCCUACGCCUGGCCUUGCCCAUCCAGACGCCAGCCCCAAACCACCCCUAACCCCACCCUGGCUGUCCUGGCAGAAGCAGGCCUGGUCACCAAGAAGGGAGCUGACAAAGAGCCUCGGUCGUGGGAUGCUCUCCGUAAAGGUCUAACCAACUGAGCCCCCUUCUUCAGGGAAGCCUGACCUACUUCUCUGUCUUUCCUGUUCCCCGCCCACUGGAAUAUAAAGUCCACGAGGGCUAAUUCCUUGUGAUUAGAUUCAGGUUAUGCAACCUAAUUGUGAGGAAAUACGAGACAAACUCAAACUGAGGGUCUGCCAUAAAGAAACUCACCUGAAAUCUUCAAAAAUGUCAAGGUCAGAGAAAUCAAGGAAAGACUGAGAACUGUUCCCGACAGAAGGAAACUACAGGCUUGGCAACUAAAUCCAGUGUGUGGUCCUGGACACAAUCCACCACUUAUAAAGGGCAUUCAUUAUUGGGAAAUCAGCAUUCUGUGGAUUAGAUGAAGUAUUGAGUCAUUGUCAAUUUCUUGAUUUUAUUGGUUGUGUAGUGGUUAGGUGGGAGGGCAUCUUCACUUUAAGGAAACAAUGGCGCAUCACAUCCUCGAUUUGCUCUCGAAUGGUUUAGGAAAAAAUUGCAAAAAUAUGUAUAUAGAGAAUAAGGGGCACCUGGGUGGGUCAGUAGGUUAGGUGUCUGACUUUGGCUCAGGUCACGAUCUCAUGGUUCGAGAGUUCGAGCCCCGCAUGGGGCUCUGCUCUGACGGUAUGGAGCCUGACUGGGAUUCUCUCUCUCCCUCUCUCUCUGCCCCUCCCUCACUCGCUCUCAAAAUGAAUAAAUUUUUAAAAAAGACUAAUAAGGCAGUGUAGUAAACUGUCCAUUUUAAAAUUUAGAAAUCUGGGGUGCCUGGGUGGCUGUCACCCAGUUUGGUGGCCAACCUCCAUUCAGGUCAUGAUCUCACGGUUCAUGGGUUUGAGCCCCGUGUCAGGCUCUGUGCUGACAGCUCAGAGCCUGGAGCCUGCUUUGGAUUCUGUGUCUUCCUCUCCCGCUGCCCCUCUCCUG
Messenger RNA from Panthera uncia (snow leopard), 8706 nucleotides. It is a transcript of the gene ABCD4, whose product is annotated as ATP binding cassette subfamily D member 4. Lineage: Eukaryota; Metazoa; Chordata; Mammalia; Carnivora; Felidae. The transcript is spliced from 19 exons. The record is from RefSeq and is a predicted model, not a curated record. Gene Ontology annotation, molecular function: long-chain fatty acid transmembrane transporter activity; ATP binding; ABC-type transporter activity. Gene Ontology annotation, biological process: long-chain fatty acid import into peroxisome; peroxisome organization; fatty acid beta-oxidation. Gene Ontology annotation, cellular component: peroxisomal membrane. Bases 178 to 1998 code for a protein of 606 amino acids.